Molecule: messenger RNA, 1962 nt
Organism: Magnusiomyces paraingens
Lineage: Eukaryota; Fungi; Ascomycota; Dipodascomycetes; Dipodascales; Dipodascaceae
Exons: 2
Coding region: 1-1962 (653 amino acids)
Biological process (GO): aspartyl-tRNA aminoacylation
Cellular component (GO): mitochondrion; cytoplasm
Molecular function (GO): ATP binding; aspartate-tRNA ligase activity
Source: RefSeq, a predicted model, not a curated record
AUGUACCGGUUAGGACGUUUUGGAGCCACGCGUCGGUCUCCACGAUUUAUUCAAAUACGAUUGCAGUCUUCGCUUAAACGCAGUGUUUUCCCUAGCAAAGCGGAGACUCUUGCUAAAUGGCCAGUCGAGUUUCCUAGAUCAACAACGUCAAUAGGUACUCUGGACCAGGAAGACCAGGGGAAAAAUAUAGUGUGUAAUGGCUGGAUUGAUAAAAAGGCCAAGAAAGUCGGCAAGUCACUUGUUUUCGGGUCGUUGCGCGAUGUAGACGGCCAAACAAUCCAGCUUGUCGAUGCUAACUCGCCAUCAGUCGUGCGCUCACUUAAGCAAGAGAGUGCGGUAUCGAUUGAAGGAAAACUAGAGGCACGCACUACUCCGGACGGCGGACGUGCUUGGGAUCUUGUGGUUUCAAACGCUACUGUUUUAAAUGAAGCCAGCGUUGUUGGAUCUCAGCUUCAAACAGGCCACACUAAGGAGUGGCCACCUCAGUAUCGUUACUUACAAUUGCGUGGCCCUCAAUUCCAGGCAAAUUUAAAACGCCGUGCAAAGAUCAUGCGUGUAUGCCGAGAUGUUCUUGACAAGCUUGGAUUUACUGAGAUUGAAACACCAUUACUCUUCAAGUCAACACCAGAAGGAGCGCGUGAAUUUCUUGUGCCUACCAGAAAGAAAGGUUUGAUGUAUGCGUUACCUCAAAGCCCUCAGCAGUAUAAGCAGUUGCUUAUGGCUUCUGGCAUUCACAAGUAUUAUCAGAUCGCACGAUGCUUCCGCGAUGAAGACCUGCGAGCAGAUAGACAGCCUGAGUUUACCCAACUGGAUAUGGAAAUGAGUUUUUCUAACGGAGGUGAUGUGCGUACUGUAGUUGAGAAUGUGGUCAAGACUGUAUGGGCUGAUGUUGCUAGUAAGGAUUUGUUGACGUUUGACCCUGCCACCAAAACCAAGCUUGUCAAAGCUGAUAAUUUGACCCACUUGACAUAUGAUGAGGCCAUUUCUCGGUUUGGUAUAGACAAGCCAGAUAUUCGUUCUAGUCUGGAAAUUGUGGACACAACAGGGUACGCACGAGCUGUCGAUCAUGAGGGCUUUGAUGUUUUUGAGAUUCUUGUUAUACGCAAUGGCAUGAAUGAAUCUCCUGGACUGGCCAAGAAACUUGCGGAUCCAUUGCAUUACAAGGCACGAGUACCACGUGUGGUGGCGCUCAAGUCAGAGUCUGCACUUGCUGGAUGGUCAGAAAAGUUUUCCGGGUUAGCUGAAUUUGAUGACUUGGCUGGGCUCCAGAAGAAGCUUGAGCUUAAGGUUGGCGAUAUUAUUGCUGGUUCGACCCGCCGUGUCAAAAACUAUGAAAAUCCUACACCUUUGGGUCGUCUACGAACUGUUGCAAUCCAGGAAACAUUGCCUCUUGGAAAAUAUCAACGAGAAACAGAUGUUCCUGAAUCACUUGUGGAUGAAUUUGCAGCUAUUUGGGUGACUGAAUUUCCUCUGUUUAAUCCGGUGGAGGUUGACCAACCUGCAGACGCGAAGUAUCCUGAAUAUGACACAACACAGUAUGUUUCAACACAUCAUCCCUUCACCAUGGCCAACACUGCAGAUUACGAUAAGUUGGUCACUGAGCCUUUGGAGGUUCGUGGACAGCACUACGAUUUAGUUCUGAAUGGCGUUGAACUUGGUGGUGGCAGUACGCGUGUGCAUGACACAGCCCUGCAGCGAUAUAUUUUUGACAACAUCUUGCGCAUUGACAACUCGCAUGCGCUGUUUGGACACCUUCUUGAGGCCUUUGAUACUGGAUGUCCGCCACAUGCUGGUCUGGCUAUUGGUUUCGAUCGCAUGACAGCUAUGCUUUCUGCGACCGAGUCUAUUCGCGAUGUGAUUGCGUUCCCCAAGAGCAUUACAGGUGCUGAUCUUAUGAUUGGAAGCCCAAGUGUUUCGACUGAAUCGCAGUUGCGACCAUACUUUAUUAAAGUUAUAGAUUAA